ACGAGAAGCUCUCUAGCUUGCUUGCUAUGUGCCACCAGCUUUCUGUCCCAGGUCUCUGCCUCCUGACCGGUAGAAUCCAGCUUUUUUCUUUUGCUCUAGUCGGUCGAGGUUUGAGAUUGGAGGACUGUAUGUGGUUUUCUACGGCCGGUUCGUACUGGGAUCAGGACAGGUUGUGACCAUCUGGAGAUGGAGUCAGCUCCGCCCGUUCUCUCUGCUAGGACUGAAGCACGUUACUCUCCACCAUGGGCGGAUUUGACUAUCAUUGGUAUUGCCGGCAGCUCUGGCUCCGGCAAGACGUCGGUUGCAAUGGAGAUAGUUAGGUCGUUGAAUCUGCCGUGGGUAGCCAUCCUCGUAAUGGAUUCCUUCUACAAAACGUUAACUCCGGAGCAACAUGCCAAAGCUCAUGCAAACGACUAUGAUUUCGAUAGUCCAGAGUCCAUUGACUUUGACAUCUUGGUCAAUACUCUGCGUGAUUUGAAACAAGGGAAGAAGGCAGACAUACCAGUGUAUUCCUUCGCGGACCAUCAACGACAGCCACACACUACUGCUCUCUACUCGCCACAUGUGCUGAUCUUAGAAGGCAUUCUGGCACUCUAUGACCCCAGAAUUCUCGAGAUGCUUGAUGUCAAAAUAUUCGUUGAGGCGGAUAUGGAUGUCUGCCUUGGUCGAAGAAUCAUACGCGAUGUCAAAGACAGGGGCAGAGAAGUUGAAGGUAUCGUCAGGCAAUGGUUCAAGUUCGUCAAGCCCUCGUACAAGACAUACGUGGAGCCGCAACGAAGCAUAUCAGACAUCAUUAUUCCCCGUGGAAUUGAGAACAAAACGGCAAUCGAUAUGGUCGUUAAGCAUAUCCAACGAUGUCUUCAGGAGAAAUCCGAUAAGCAUAAUGCCGACUUGAUGAAGCUGAGCGUUCUCGCUUCAACCGAGAAAUUCUCUUCUAAUGUGAAGAUUAUGGCGCCGACUCCGCAGUCCGUCGGCAUGAAUACCAUUCUACAAGACCCGUCCACAGAGCAGGUCGAUUUUGUCUUCUAUUUUGACCGACUGGCCUCAUUACUUAUAGAAAAGGCCCUCGACUAUACCGAUUAUAAGCCAAAGACUGUUACGACACCUGAAAAGAACGAAUACAAUGGUGUUUGCCAAGCAGGCAUUGUGUCCGCUGUUGCCAUCCUACGAGGCGGGUCGUGCUUGGAGACUGCGCUCAAGCGCACUAUUCCCGAUUGCAUUACGGGUCGUGUCUUGAUCCAGACUAAUGACCGCAGCGGGGAACCUGAAUUACAUUACCUGAAAUUACCUCCUGGUAUAGAGAAGCACUCGUCGGUCAUGUUGCUGGAUGCGCAGAUGUCUAGCGGAGGUGCCGCCUUGAUGGCUGUCCGAGUGCUGAUCGAUCAUGGCGUCGAUGAGAACAAUAUUAUUUUUGUGACGUGUGCUGCUGGUAAGCGUGGUCUGCAGAGACUGACAACCGUUUAUCCUGGCGUUAAGGUCAUCGUUGGGCGGAUAGAGGAAGAAGGAGAACCAAGGUGGCUCGAGAAGAGAUAUUUUGGUUGUUGAUCUAUCUGGAAUACAUAUACAAUCUACGUAUAUACUUUUUUGAUUCGAAAUAAUGACUCAUGUCAAGGCAUAUACUCCGAUUGAAUAGAUUAAUCAAAUGCAC
Molecule: messenger RNA, 1648 nt
Organism: Paecilomyces variotii
Lineage: Eukaryota; Fungi; Ascomycota; Eurotiomycetes; Eurotiales; Thermoascaceae
Product: uridine kinase family-domain-containing protein
Exons: 8
Coding region: 187-1545 (452 amino acids)
Cellular component (GO): cytoplasm
Molecular function (GO): ATP binding; kinase activity
Source: RefSeq, a predicted model, not a curated record